Exophiala bonariae is the source of this 1293-nucleotide messenger RNA. RefSeq lists its product as uncharacterized. The transcript has 8 exons. Gene Ontology annotation, cellular component: mitochondrion. Gene Ontology annotation, biological process: fatty acid biosynthetic process. The record is from RefSeq and is a predicted model, not a curated record. Lineage: Eukaryota; Fungi; Ascomycota; Eurotiomycetes; Chaetothyriales; Herpotrichiellaceae. The coding region runs from base 1 to 1293 and encodes 430 amino acids. Gene Ontology annotation, molecular function: 3-oxoacyl-[acyl-carrier-protein] synthase activity.
AUGCGGAGAGUCGUGGUGACUGGUUUAGGGGCUGUGACGCCUUUGGGAGUGGGAAUUCGAACAACAUGGACCCGUGUCCUCAAAGGCAAAUGUGGCAUCGUCUCUACUAAACAUCUCGGCCCUGAAUUCGCGGCCCUCCCUAGUCAGGUCGCGGGCAUUGUGCCUGUGAGUUCCGGUGAAGAUGCUGGCGCAUGGGUCGCCAAAGAUCAUGUCUCUCCUGGAGAACUCCGGCAGACCGCUAGAUUUGCCCAGUACGCUCUUGCAGCUUCGGAAGAGGCAUUGAAAGAUGCCGGCUUCGAGGGUGGGAAGGGCCUCGAUCCUGAAAUGACGGUACGAGCAGGUGUACCAGGCAUUGGAAACCUCGAGGAACUCUACGACACCUCUAUUGCCUACCAUCAAUCUGGCAAUAACUAUCGUAAAAUCCAUCCAUUAUUCGUCCCACGGCUUCUCAUCAACCUCGGUGCCGGCCACAUAUCCAUGAGAUAUGGUUUGCGGGGUCCAAAUCAUGCAGUCACAACUGCAUGCACAACAGGCGCUCACUCGCUGGGCGACGCAGCUCGAUUCAUCAAAGCCGGCGAAGCAGACAUCAUGAUCGCCGGUGGAGCCGAAUCCUGCAUCCACCCACUCGCGAUCGGUGGGUUUGCGAGAUCGCGAAGCCUGGCGACGAAGUGGAACGACAAUCCUUCUAUGGCAUCUAGACCGUUCGACAAGGAUCGAGCUGGGUUUGUCAUUGGAGAAGGCGCCGCGUGUGUUGUGCUGGAGGAACUCGAACAUGCCAAAGCCCGAGGCGCCACCAUCUACGCAGAGCUAGCUGGCUAUGGGAACUCGGCUGACGCUUUCCAUCUGACUGCGCCGCGGGAGGAUGGAAGUGGUGCAUAUCAAGCUAUGAAGAAAGCUCUGCGAGAGGCGAAGGUCUCGCCUUCCGAAGUCGAUUACAUCAACGCACACGCUACAUCUACUCCCCUCGGGGACGCAGCGGAGAAUCAAGCCAUCAAAUCGCUGCUACUAGGUGAGCACGGAAAAGCGAAAGCGAGCGAAAUCAACGUCAGUAGCACCAAAGGUGCAAUCGGGCAUCUCUUGGGCGCUGCAGGCGCGAUAGAGGCCGUGAUUGGUAUUUUGGCUAUCCACGAGAAUGUUCUGCCUCCAACCAUCAAUCUCGGGUCCAUGGACUCUGAGUUCGAUUGCAAUUAUGUUGCAAACACUGCGCAACAGCGGAAAUCCAGAGUGGUCCUUAGCAAUAGUUUCGGCUUUGGUGGCACAAAUGCGAGUCUAUGCUUCACCAAGCUCGAGUGA